AUGUCGCGUUUAAUUUCUCUUUCCAGGCAUAGCAGUAAUGAAGACUUAUUUAUGAUUUUUGGAAUGAUGCUAUCAGGAAAUUAUUUGAAACUUUUGGUCAAUUUGUUGAAGGGGAAUGAAUAUAAUACAUUAAUACUAAAAAAUGUUUAUAGGCUUUGUCUGUCCAGACUUUGUCUUGCUAGUAAAGAAUUAUUUGUUUUUCAUAGGGAGGAAAAGGGAAUAACAAAAACAAAUAAUCCUCAAGAUGAAUCAAUUAAUAAAUUUACUGUUUGGAAUUAUGGAAAUACACCUAUGUUCUUGGAUAUUAUUCGAUGGAUUUGGGCAAGUUAUCAGAAAGAAUUGAAGCUAUGGAUUUUAUCCGAAACACCUGUAAGUACCUUCUUUCACUUGAAAAAUAAAGACUUAUUAUUUAGAAUAUUACCUAGGAUGGUAGGAUUAUGUAUGACCUUCACGAUCAACACCAAAGCUUCAUUAAAACAUCUUAAUGGCACCAUUAUUGAUAUCUGUCCAGAAUUUGUUAAGAAAAGGUUUAAAACAAAAGAACAAGAAUGUUCGGUGGCCAAUAUAAUUCAGUAUAAUGACAAAUACAUCUUAAUUGACUUUGAUAAUGCCACAGUUUCUCUUUCGGGAGUUGCUUUAUCUGAUGUCACAGAAAACAUGCCUCAAGAAAUUUCUGGAUUUUCUUGGAAUUUGCGUAAAGAUGAUCCAGGGAAAAGACCAUCUGCUUCUGAUGCACUCAAAGAAAUAAAAAUAUGUAUAGAAAGGUAA
Molecule: messenger RNA, 768 nt
Organism: Entrophospora candida
Lineage: Eukaryota; Fungi; Glomeromycota; Glomeromycetes; Entrophosporales; Entrophosporaceae
Source: the annotation of a GenBank genome assembly